Paramecium tetraurelia is the source of this 987-nucleotide messenger RNA. RefSeq lists its product as uncharacterized. The transcript is spliced from 3 exons. The record is from RefSeq and is a predicted model, not a curated record. Lineage: Eukaryota; Ciliophora; Oligohymenophorea; Peniculida; Parameciidae.
AUGAGAUAUGAUAAUUCCCCUGUUAAUUAAUAAACUAAAGGUAAUGUGAGUAAUCAGAAUUAAUCUCCAAGAAAACAACACACACCUUAAGAUACAAUGUAAUAAGUCUUACAAUUCAAUCCUUAAUUAUUAAAUCUAAAAUCCUGUUCGCCUCACAGACCAAAAGAUUAACCAAAGGACAGCUUCUACUUUGUGUAGGAUGAUGGCUAAAGAUAAUAAGAAACAUAGCUUAAGUUUAAUAAAGUCAAGAAUAAUUACCAAAUUACUAAGCAGUUAACAAAUAGAAGCGAUAAACAACGAAAGCGAGUUGAUCUGUCGAGCAAUGUAUUUGAGAAUACUCAAAAUGUGGAUGUGAUUUCUAAAUCCCCUGAGAAUUAACAAUUAAUUAAUACAUCAGUCUAAUGGACAAAUGUGCAUUAUGGUAAAGUGCUUACUUCUGUGAAUGAGAAGGCAGAGUUUGGAAAAGAUUAUGCAAAACAAAGGAAACACCAAGAUUUGCAGCAAUAAUAUCAGGAUAGUACAAAACAUAAAAGCCCUUCAAAAAUAAUAGAGAAUGAGAUUAAUAUUUAGUCUAAGAAAUAAAAUUAAUAAUUCUCCGAUGUUUUUGGACAGGAAUUGGGGAACAAGGAAAGAAAGUGGUUAAGACCAUAACGUAGUCUCUCCCCUUAAAUAAAAUGGACAGCAUUCGAUAGUACUCGAGAUUACAAAGAUUUCGGUGAUAUGAGUAUUAAAGAGUCAAAGCUACGCAAUAUAAACACUGAUAAUCAGAAAGACACUCAUAAAUUGAAUCACCCUUUGACUUCACCAUUUUUUGAUUGUCAAAUAUCCUAUGAGAAGAUCAAAGGGUAAUAUAAACAAUAGACGUAAUUAAAACCCACUGAGAACGGGUCUUCAAAGCAAUUUGGACAAGAGAAAAAGAUCGAAUAGAGUAGCAGUAAUAAAAAGUAUGAAGGGAUCUACUCCUGGAAAAACAACUAUUAAAAAUGA